Vicia faba (fava bean) is the source of this 705-nucleotide messenger RNA. Lineage: Eukaryota; Viridiplantae; Streptophyta; Magnoliopsida; Fabales; Fabaceae. The record is from the annotation of a GenBank genome assembly.
AUGGGGAAGAGUCACUUUGUGUUGAUUCAUGGAAUAAACUAUGGUGCAUGGUGUUGGUACAAAGUUUCAAGUCUUCUAAAGUCAGCUGGUCAUGAUGUUACAUCUUUGGACAUGGCUGCUUCUGAUGAAAAAGUGAUUCUUGUUGGUCACAGUUUUGGUGGAAUCUACAUAUCCAUGGCUAUGGAAAGGUUUCCUCACAAAAUCUCUGUUGCAGUUUUUGUUACUGCUUUUGUUCUAACUGAAAAUCUCACUCACCCAGAUAUUAUUCAAGAGUUUAGAAGAAGAAGAGAUGGAGAAGAGAAUUGGUCAAUGGACUCAACAAAUUUCUUUUUUGAUGGGCCCAAUAACCCUCCAACAGCCUUAUUAUUUGGACCUAAAUUUAUGGAAUGCAAAAUGUACCAAUUAUCACCACCUGAGGAUUUGACGCUUGCAUUAUCGUUGGUAAGACCAUUUCCUCUCUUCAGAGAUAAAGAAUUAUUUCUGAAAGAGAUGAAAGUUAGCAUGGAGAAAAAUGGAAGGGUACCUAAAAUCUUCAUCAUUUGUAAAGGAGACAAUAUGAUAAAAGAGGACUCACAAAGGUGGAUAAUUCAGAAAAGUGGUCCUUUUGUUGAGGUGAAUGAGAUUAAUGAUUCGGAUCAUAUGGUCAUGUUUUCCAAACCAAAAGAACUUACCUCUCUUUUACAACAAUUUGCAGAUAAAUAUUAA